AUGCAGGUACAAGAGAUGGUGAUCGAGGAUGAUAGUACGGCUUUGGCCAACGCGCAAUACACACCUGUGACGAAAUUGACACGCAACGAUGUCCAUUUCCCUCUGACCACUCCGCGCAGGAGAGCACCGUCCACGGCUCUGAUUGCAGAUACGAUGGAGGCAGACGGAAAAUCCAUGGGUCGCUUGACCAUCAGAGCUGGCGGCCAGCCGUUCACUGAGUCCGGAGACACUCCAAGGAACGGCUUCUCGCAACCAGAUCGCGUCGAAGAAACGUCGACAUAUAAUCAAACGUUGUCCGAUCUGCCACUCGAGGUGCAGGGCAAGGUGAUCGAUUUUAUCUUCGGCGAUAUGCACUCCGUAUCCCCAAACAGUCAUUCGCUUCGUGGCAAGAACGUUUCUUCUCUAAUGCGCCACCCUCGCCGCAAAGCAGUAUCCGACUUUGCACUAGUUUCUGCCGCCUGGAGAGAUCUCGUCCAAGAACGGAUCUACCGCCAUAUCAAAAUCAAAGGUACCCGGGCUGGUCUGCAGGAAUGCGAGGAUUUCUUCGCGUCCAACAUGCACCUCUCGGCCCACGUUCGACAUAUCGAGGUAUGGGUACCGGUAUGGGGUGAUAAGGGCAGUCUUGUCAACGAUGAACCUCUAGCCGUGCUACGAAAUGGCGGUCCCCGGCAUCUCAACUACCCGCUCGCACAUCAGCCUGACGACAUGUCUCCCGCUGCAGACCCACUUGGAUUCACCUUCAAGAUGGCUGCACAGACUGCAACUCUUUCUGAAAUCUUCAGCCACAUAUCUGUCUUCUUUGACAAAGCCAAAGUGUUCACUUUAGAGGGCGGACACUGCAAAAAGUCAAACAUGAUCCGACACUUCCCCAAGGUUCUAUUUACUGACCCCAAAACCCAAUCGCUCACACGUCUCCCUCAAAUACGCACAUUUGCCAUGCGUGGCUCCUGGAACAUCAUGCGAUCUCAUGCCGACUGGUUGACUAUCGAACGCGCGCUUCCAAAUGUUGAAGAAUGGCACUGCGGUUACGCCAAGCCUCGCAUAGAAGCCGAACUCACCAUCAAUGAUAUCCUAUCCACAUCACCGUCUCGCUGGCGUUCAGUCAAUGUUUGCCUGGACGGAAUGUAUAGCAAGGACACCACUACUUUAGGAUCCAGCUCUGGACUUGUCGGCGCCAAGCAGAUGCAUCUCUGCGAGCGCCUCGGCGAUCUCUUGCCUCAACUCGAAUCCCUCAGCUACACAGGCAAGGUCUGCGAGUGCUUAUGGAAGUCGGCCCUCGCUCGGCUUUCCAAGAGUAAGGUAGAAUGCCGUCUACAAUCUCUGGAAAUCGUGGUCAAGUCGUGCUGUCGACAACGUGUGACAACGGUGGAUACAGUGACUGGCGAGGCUGUCGAAGAGGAACUGGGCGGCGUGAUGGCUGAUGGCGCUGGCAUUAGCAAUCUCGUGUUCAUCAAAGCAUUUGAGAGGCUCGUACUUAGCACAGUCGAAGCACUGCGGUGGGCCGUCAAUCUACGCUAUGUGCGGAUACGAUACAUCGACCUUGACAGUGAAUGCACACACCUCAACCCUUACUGGAUCCUGAAUGGAGACCAUGUAUGGGGCAUCUGGUCAGAGGAAGUUGUGGAGCGCCUUCAGGAGUGCAGACCGUCAGCCGGGUACGUUGAGUUGGGCGAUGGCAUCGACAUAGGCGGAAAGGUUGCCCAAGAAACGGAAGGUGAUGGUCGUGGCGGGUCUACAUGGAUCAACGUUCCUGCAGCUGCCCAUAACACGGGUGCUGCAUACGGUGCGGCUGCCAACGGGCCCGGCUUUGGCGGCAUAGGGUAUGCAGGUGCUGCACACGGUAACCCUGAGAGGAGUGUUGCAAGUUUGUAUCCAAGGCUGAAGCCGAAGAGCAUCAAGACGAGCAGUUAUAAGAUCUUGUCGGAGGCGAGAGGGAGCUAA
Molecule: messenger RNA, 1941 nt
Organism: Cyphellophora europaea CBS 101466
Lineage: Eukaryota; Fungi; Ascomycota; Eurotiomycetes; Chaetothyriales; Cyphellophoraceae
Exons: 1
Coding region: 1-1941 (646 amino acids)
Source: RefSeq, a predicted model, not a curated record